UGGUCAAACCCGAAACCCCUAUUUCUCCUUAACUCCUUUGUUUCUUCGUUCUUGGGUCAUUUUUCUGAAUACUAGACUAGAACCUUCAUUCGCCUCUCGCCAUCACCGAACACCGAUCGUCUUUUUAAGGAAAAACAUGCUUCACUGAAUUCUCUAGACAAAAAGUCUCACAUUCUACGUAAUAAAACAAUGGCAAGUAGACGAUGCCUUAACCCCUUAACCCGCCACUGCCCAUAUCUCUUUUCCUCAAAUGCACCAUCUCUUCAUAGCAUCGUGAAUAACACUGCUCCUCUCACCCUUCCUGCAAACGAUCAUCGUCUCCCACUUGAAACUCACACCUCAAAUCUACCCCAAUUUCAUCGCAAAUUUGAAUCACUAUGCUUCUUCAGAUCCGAAUCUGCUCGACAUUUCUCAUCUGAAAGGGGAAGCCAUGGAAAGCGAGGUGAAGAACAAGAUGAAGAAGAAUAUGAUGAUGAGGAUGAAAGUGAAGAAGGAGAACUGAGUGAAUAUAGUGAUGAAGAAGAGACUGGUAAUGAUAUACCAAAUCGUGUUCCCAAGAGAACAUAUUCACUAGAGAAUAAGGAAGAAGAAGCGGCUGCUAUUGGGUACAAAGUAAUUGGUCCCCUUGAUCCUACAGAAAAACCUUUUACACCUCGAGAGCCUGUUUUUGCCGUUGUCCAGAUUGGUUCCCAUCAGUUCAAGGUUAGCAAUGAGGAUACUAUUUACACAGAGAGAUUGAAAUUUUGCGAGGUCAAUGAUAAGCUAAUUUUGAACAAAGUUCUUAUGGUUGGAUCAAAAAGUCAGACAAUCAUUGGUAGGCCAAUUUUGCCAGAAGCAGUUGUCCAUGCUGUUGUCGAGGAACAUGCUUUAGAUGCCAAGGUAAUAAUAUUCAAGAAAAAAAGAAGGAAGAAUUAUCGCCGAACCAAUGGGCAUCGACAGGAGCUGACUAGGUUGAGAAUCACUAAGAUUGAAGGAAUAGAGAUUCCUGAAAAAGAAGCUGUUGCUGCCUAGGACCCAUGGAUAAUCAAUGUUCCUCUUAUUCGUCAACUUCGGGGGCGCUUGUAUUUAUGAGUGAAACUCCAUGCCAAGAACAACUCUGUGUGUCAAGCCAUCUUCAUAGGUUUGUUCGAGAUAACUGAACAUUAAUAAGUUAGCAAGAUAUGGAGUAAAUUUUAAAAGGAGACUGCCACUAUCUUUUUUAUUCUAUUUUUCGCUUAAAAACCAUGCAGCCUAAAUCAUCAUUCUUUCUCUAUUUUGUAUUUGACCCGAAAAAAAAACUGAGAUAAAUACAUUACCUUGGCGUGGCUUGCCUUAGCUUAGCUUAGCUUUUCGUUGUACUGAUACUAUGAGAGCAAAUGCUGCUAAUGUUGGAGAUAGUCUUGCUAAUUUAUGUAUGCCUGUGUAA
Molecule: messenger RNA, 1405 nt
Organism: Papaver somniferum (opium poppy)
Lineage: Eukaryota; Viridiplantae; Streptophyta; Magnoliopsida; Ranunculales; Papaveraceae
Product: 50S ribosomal protein L21, mitochondrial-like
Exons: 6
Coding region: 190-1011 (273 amino acids)
Biological process (GO): translation
Cellular component (GO): ribosome
Molecular function (GO): structural constituent of ribosome; RNA binding
Source: RefSeq, a predicted model, not a curated record